Messenger RNA from Sphaeroforma arctica JP610, 663 nucleotides. RefSeq lists its product as hypothetical. NCBI's taxonomy places the organism in Eukaryota, Ichthyosporea, Ichthyophonida. The transcript has 2 exons. The record is from RefSeq and is a predicted model, not a curated record. The coding region runs from base 1 to 663 and encodes 220 amino acids.
AUGGCUACUACAGAAGACGCGGCUAAAAGUCGCCAUGGAUCUUACAAGGGCGAGUCUAAGUAUGGAGCUGGCAGGCACGAGUUUAUGGUUGACUGGACGAAUGUCAGACAGGUGAUCAAGAACAAUCAUGGCUGGGUGAGCAAGGUGUCAACUGAUUGGUCUGUAGCGUAUGCGUUACUGAAGUCUAAAACCAUUAAAAUGUUGUUGGUCAAUUCGGCAUCGCAAUUGCGUAUUGUCGCGGAAGCCAUCGAGUCAGACCAUGUGCUGAACGUGAUGUAUCUAAAGAAAUUUAAGAUGCUUGCCUUCCGAGCGGUAUUUUGGACGAAUGACUUCACUGGGGGUGCAUCGGAACAAGGAAUCAAGGAUUGGAACUUGUUGGGUCCUGUGGCGGAGGUCGAGGACGGCAAGUCGAAGUCGGAUGGUGAAGCUGAAAAGUCGUCCGUUCCGGAACCUUCAACUAAACGCCUUAUGACGGCAGAAAAAGGGGUCAUAGGCUGGGCCAAAAUUGCGGAAUGGCCCAAGUUGAACGCUAUAAUUGAGAAUGUUCGGCUGUUAUCAAUGCAGCGUUCUCAAGAAGUCGCUUGCAUCAUUGAACCAUCUCUUACUAAUGAAUUUGUCAGAGCAAGGAUCAACGCAAUGAUCGACAAUCCUGUCUUCGGGUAA